Molecule: messenger RNA, 1512 nt
Organism: Zasmidium cellare ATCC 36951
Lineage: Eukaryota; Fungi; Ascomycota; Dothideomycetes; Mycosphaerellales; Mycosphaerellaceae
Exons: 1
Coding region: 1-1512 (503 amino acids)
Biological process (GO): mRNA splicing, via spliceosome
Cellular component (GO): catalytic step 2 spliceosome
Molecular function (GO): mRNA binding; protein binding
Source: RefSeq, a predicted model, not a curated record
AUGUCGCUAAUACCUGCACGCAACGGUGCGAAUGCGCCGCCGACUCGAUCCGCCAACCUGGUCAGCGACAAGCCUUUCAAGACGUCCACCAAGGGAAAGGUGCCCACUGGAUACGCCGAAGAAAUCGCCAUAUCGGAACAGAGCUUUCGCGACCUACAUCGCGACGUCCAGAGGCAGCAAUCAGCAGGAAAGAAGCGAAAGCGAGAAACGAAAGGCGACAGCGGUGUGGUGUACGGAGCGGGCGCAUACAAAGGGCCGUGGGCCAAGUACGAGGAGCGGAGGAUUGACAGUGAUAGCGGCGAGGAGGUGGAAGUUGAGGUUACCGAUGAUGAGAGUGGCGAUGAGGAGGUGAUGUACGAAGAAGAUGCCAUCGUGGCGAAUCCCAGCCGUGGUACUCUGAAAGGCACAGCGUACGAUGCAGUGGGCACGGAGAAGGAAAGCACUGUCUUCGAGGGCAGCCAGCAAUACGACUACCAGGGACGCACGUACAUGCAUGUGCCGCAGGAUCUGGAUGUGGAUUUGGUCGGGGACUUCGAGAAUCUCAACUUGAAGUGCUACCAUCCGAAGAAGCUGGUUCACACUUUCAAGAGCCAGGGAGGGCAGAAGAAUGCACACGAAAAGGCUCUCACUUCGCUCAAGUUCUUCCCAUCGUCUGGUCACCUCUUGUUGAGUGCUGCGGCGGAUGGUAAGGUCAAGCUCUGGGACGUCUACCACGAUCGAGAGCUGCUUCGUUCAUACUCUGGCCACACAAAAUCAGUGGUCGAUGUCGACUAUUCACCGGAUGGAACACGCUUUUUGACCGCAUCUUAUGAUCGUCAAAUGAAGGUGUGGGACACGGAGACUGGUUCAUGCCUGGGACGCUACUCGACAGGUAGCACCCCUCAUGUGGUGCGUUGGAAUCCUGAGGACCGCUCCGGCAAAGAGUUCCUGGCUGGUAUGCACGACAACAAGAUCGUGCAGUUCGACACUCGACUUCCGCCUGACGGCGACAAGAAGAACCCAGUGCAGGAAUAUGACCACCACUUGGGACCUGUCAACACCAUCACAUUCUGCGACGAGAACCGGCGAUUCAUCACUACAUCAGAUGACAAGUCGCUGCGAGCAUGGGAGUACAACAUCCCAGUCCCGAUCAAGUUCAUCGCAGAGCCAUACAUGUUCCCCAUGGUCAAGUCUGCUUCACACCCCUCCAAGAACAGCGUCCUCCUUCAAAGCAGCGAUAACACAAUCAAGGUCUAUAACACCGGGGAGAAGAUCCGCCAGAAUCGCAAGAAGGACUUUAGGGGACACAACAACGCUGGUUAUGCUAUUGAUAUUGACGUGUCGCCUGAUGGAGGAAUUGUUUGCAGCGGUGAUUCCGGCGGCUUUGUGUGCUUCUGGGACUGGAAAACCUGCAAGAUGUGGCACAAGAUCAAGGCCAGUGAUGGUGCGGUCGUCAGUGUUGCAUGGCAUCCGCGAGAGAGUAGCAAGGUGGUUACGGGUGAUCUGAACGGUGUGAUCAAGUAUUGGGACUAA